Molecule: messenger RNA, 573 nt
Organism: Auanema sp. JU1783
Lineage: Eukaryota; Metazoa; Nematoda; Chromadorea; Rhabditida; Rhabditidae
Source: the annotation of a GenBank genome assembly
AUGGUUACAAAACGAGUUAUUUGGCUUGUUCGCCAUGGUGAGCGUAUUGAUAACAUCAACCCUGAUUGGAAAACAACAGCGAAGCGCUGGGAUGAUCCUCCAUUGAGUGAACGAGGAGUUGUACAGGCUGGUGAAGUGGGACUGCGUCUCCUACAGGAAGACAUUUCACAUGCAAUUUGCUCUCCUUUCACUCGAUGUGUUCAAACAAUUACAGAAAUAUUGAAUUAUAGAAAGAAUAAGCCGAAGAUCCUCAUUGAACCGGGAUUAGGAGAAUCAUUAAACGCUUGCAAUGAUCCGCCUGGCCGUCCAGUGUUAGAAGAAAUUCUAGAGAUCACACAGAACGUCGAUACUUCUUAUGCCCCGGUUUUCUCUGUGUUACCUCCAGAACAAGGUGGGGAUGCAGGAUGUUCGUCUCGCAUUGAAUAUACAGUUUUGAAACUCCUUGAGAGAUUUCCGACAGGGAAUAUCCUACUAGUAUCGCAUGGUAGUCCUAUAGCAGCUAGUCAUUUAGCGCUCAUGGGAUCAUGGAACUAUGUUGGUUUAUGUACUAUAGGUAAGGAGAUAAGAAUAUAG